CCCUGGAGUUUCCUUAUAAAUAAGGUGAACUGCCUAAGAUGCCAUGGCAGUUGGCAAUUAAAGACGAAAUGCUUAGUUUGGAACUGAGACUGGCCAUAGCUCUCUGGCUAAUCUGGACGACGGCGGCGGCCCAGAACUCCACGGAUGGCGGUGGUGAUCAGGAUGGCCGCAUUGUCGGCGGCUGGGAGACGCACAUCACCUUCUUUCCGCACCAAGUAUCCCUGCAGUUGGGCACUCGCCACGCCUGCGGCGGAACCAUCCUUUCGCCCACCAUCAUCCUCACAGCCGCCCACUGUGUGCUGGAGUACACCAAACCGCAGUACUAUGUAAUUCGAGCCGGAUCCAGUGAUUGGUCCAAGGGCGGCAGCUACAUCCGCGUCCAGCGCAUUAUACCGCAUCCAAAGUUCCACGAUCCGACGAGAAUGAACAACGAUAUCGCUGUUGUUCAGCUGCAGCAACCGCUAGUGUAUAGUCGGGAUAUUCAGCCCAUAAAACUGGCCACCAGUCAGGACAGGAUUCAGCCGACGGCCCAGCUUUUUGUCAGCGGUUGGGGCACGACGUCGAUCUCUCAAAUGCAGCCGGAGAAGCGUCUUCGUUACACAGUUGUCCAGCUCAGAGAUCAGGAUCAGUGUGCCAGAAACUAUUUCGGAGCUGGCACCGUGACAAACACCAUGUUCUGUGCGGGAACCCAGAUGGGAGGAAGGGACAGCUGCCAGGGAGAUUCGGGAGGACCGCUGGUCACCUCCCUCGAUGGUCAGAUGAAACUCUACGGCGUUGUGUCCUGGGGCUUUGGCUGCGCAAACGCAAUGUUUCCUGGAGUUUACACAAGGGUUUCCGCCUAUGGUGACUGGAUUGCGCAGACAAUGGAAGAGCUGGUCUAGCUUAAAAUCUACUUCUUCACUACUUAGAAAUAAUAGACAAAUUCAACUAUAUGCUUAAGUUAUCGCGUAGUCAACCUAAUGUAUAAGAUUUUCCUGCUCUGUAAAUGAACUUUGUCAAUCGCUAAUAACUUGCUAAUUCUCAAGUUCAGGUGACUAACCAAAAACAUAAAAUAUUACUUAUCGAAAAACAA
Messenger RNA from Drosophila takahashii, 1072 nucleotides. Its product is annotated as trypsin 3A1. Gene Ontology annotation, molecular function: serine-type endopeptidase activity. Gene Ontology annotation, biological process: proteolysis. The record is from RefSeq and is a predicted model, not a curated record. Lineage: Eukaryota; Metazoa; Arthropoda; Insecta; Diptera; Drosophilidae.